ACGUUGCAAGUGUUGACAAACGAAAUACUUGUUAACAUUGAAAAGAACGAAGCCUAUGUCUAUCUUUUCUUGAUUUCAAGUUUCCAACCAUGGAACCUAUUGUUAUAGACGGCAGUUUGCUUGAAGGAGGUGGACAGACGCUGAGAAUAUCCUCAGCAUUGAGUGCUAUCCUUGGCGUCCCUAUUAGAAUCCAUAGCAUUAGGGCUGGGAGAUCAACUCCCGGAUUGAGGCCUCAGCAUUUGACUGGACUAAAUCUUAUCAAAGACCUAACAAAUGGAUCUAUGGAGGGUGGCAGCAUUGGAUCAACGGAAAUCACACUCAGACCAGGUCCAAUUGGUGGUGGUGAGUUUUCAGUUGAUACUAAAACUGCAGGGAGUAUUACUCUGAUAAUUCAAGCAGUUUUACCAUGCUUACUAUUUGCUGGUAAACGAAGCGUAAUCAAGAUGAAAGGGGGAACAAAUGUUGAUAUGGCUCCACCAAUUGAUUACCUGACCGAUAUUUUCUCUUCAUUUGCAAAGAAGUUUGGUGCUCAUUUCUCCUGCAAAUUAAUACGAAGGGGUUUUUAUCCUAAAGGAGGAGGUGAAGUUGAUUUGACUGUGGAACCUGUCAAACAGUUAUCCUGUGUCACUUUAGACCAGCCUCAAACCAUCAAGUGUGUCCAUGGCAUUUCCUUCGUCGCAGGCACCAUACCGAUUCGUGUCGCUAAUGAAAUGGCAAGCUCUGCAACCUCGAAAAUUCAAAACUCUCUUGGCAAAAUUCCUGUCCGAAUCGAUCAGUACAAGGAUGAUAAGGCGUUCGGCAAUGGAACAGCCAUUAUAUUGUCAUGUGAAACUACCGAUGGAAUGCUGUUGGGUGGGACCGGACUAGGUAAGCCUCGAAGUCCCGCCAAUCAAGUCGGGCAGGAGGCAGCCGAUGAACUCAUCGAGUCAUGUUCUCGCAAAGUGUGUUUAGAUCAGUACGCUCAAGAUCAGGUGAUUAUUUUCAUGGCCUUGGCUGGCGGUACUUCAAGAGUUUUGGUGGGACCACUGAGCUUGCACACGCGUACGGCCAUCCAUGUGACUUCUCAACUGACAGGAGUGAAAUUUGAGGUGAUUGAUUUGAAGACGCAGCCAGAGACGUUCAUCAUCGAAUGCAAGGGUAUGGGCAUUGUCAAUACUCGACUGUGAUACAUUUUUGUAAAUUUUCGAAUUGAAAAUGGACGGAUUGAAAAUUA
Daphnia pulicaria is the source of this 1213-nucleotide messenger RNA. RefSeq names its product RNA 3'-terminal phosphate cyclase-like (gene Rtca). The transcript is spliced from 9 exons. Lineage: Eukaryota; Metazoa; Arthropoda; Branchiopoda; Diplostraca; Daphniidae. Gene Ontology annotation, biological process: RNA processing. The coding region runs from base 90 to 1166 and encodes 358 amino acids. Gene Ontology annotation, cellular component: nucleus. Gene Ontology annotation, molecular function: RNA-3'-phosphate cyclase activity. The record is from RefSeq and is a predicted model, not a curated record.